GGAGGCGGGCAGGUCUCGAGUUGUGCCCCUUUUCGUUUGGGAGAGUCAGAAAGACGCAGGAGCGGGCAAUGGCUGCGGCUGUGGCGCUGGAGCAGCUUUGUGACAACGAAGAAUACGGAAAGGCUUCCUCUAAGUAGCUGUUUCAAUCAGCUGUGGUUUAUUCCAGUAUAUCCACUACUCUAACAAAUAGAGUCAGCACAAGUGCCGUUAUUAUAAGCACGAUCAUGUUGUCUUAGCAUAGUUUAUUUUAAUCAGUGGUCAUAAAUAUCUUCAGUAUUUAAUAAGGUGUAUAAUAACACAGUGUACCUUAAGGCAGCACUGUAAGGUGUGGAGCAAAGGUUUACAUAUUCGCUGGGAGGGCUGAUAACAUCCACUUCCCCGGGUCUGGUUCGUCAAGAUGCGUGGUGCGCUCAGACUCUCCAUCUCCCUUGGCUCCCUGGGGUUGCUGCGGCUUCUUGCAGCCCCUUGGUCCUGGAGCCUGGCAGCCAGCUUUGGCAUCUACCUUGGCACAGGGGGCUGGAGGUAUCUUUAUGUGGUGGCCCGCACUGCGAAGAGGGACCUCAAUGGCCUCUACGUGCUACUGCGGGUGAAGAUAGCACUUUAUCAACACACGCGCAAAAGGAACACCAUUCCCUCAAUCUUCGCCCAGACGGUUGUGCGGUGCCCAGACAAGCCAGCGCUGGUGUAUGAUGCCACGGGUGAGACCUGGACCUUCACCCAGCUGGACCAGCUGUCAAAUGCUGUGGCCCACUGGGCAUUGCUCCAGGGUUGGGUCUCUGGUGACGUGGUAGCCAUCUUCAUGGAGAGUCAGCCCCUGCUCGUGGCCCUCUGGCUGGGCCUGGCCAAGGUGGGCGUGGAGGCUGCACUCAUCAACUUCAACCUACGUCGUGACUCAUUGAAACACUGUGUGGGCGUGUCUGGUGCCAGGGGCAUCGUGUUUGGGGCGGAGCUGGUAGAUGCUAUGCUGGAGGUGAGUGUGUCCUUUGGACAGUCCAUGGUUCGUUUCUGUGCAGGGCAGCUGGGUUCGGACACUAUGACCUCCCUGCUGGCUGAGCCCCUGGAGCCCAUGCUGGCCUCUGCCCCCAGAACACCGCCCCCCUGCACCAACAGCAAGAGCUUCAGUGAUAGACUCUUCUACAUCUACACUUCUGGCACCACUGGAUUGCCCAAGGCCGCCAUCGUGGUUCACAGUCGGUAUUACCGCAUCGCUGCCUUUGGCUACUAUGCCUUCCGGAUGCGCCCUGAUGAUGUCGUCUACGACUGCCUGCCCCUGUACCACUCGGCAGGAAACAUUAUGGGCGUGGGCCAGUGUCUCAUCCAUGGGCUCACAGUGGUCGUGAAGAAGAAGUUCUCUGCCAGCCGCUUCUGGGAGGACUGCAUUAAGUACAACUGCACGGUGGUGCAAUACAUCGGGGAAAUCUGCCGGUACUUGCUGGCGCAGCCAGUGCGGCCCUGCGAGAAACAGCACGGUGUGCGCCUAGCGGUGGGCAAUGGGCUGCGGCCUAGCGUGUGGGAGGCCUUCACCACGCGCUUCUGUGUCCCCCACAUCGGCGAGUUCUACGGCGCUACUGAGUGCAACUGCAGCAUCGCCAACAUGGACGGCAAGGUAGGAGCAUGUGGAUUCAACAGCCGCAUCCUGCCCAACGUGUACCCCAUCCGGCUGGUGAAGGUGGACGAGGCAAGCAUGGAGCUGAUUCGGGACCGGCGCGGCCUCUGCGUGCCCUGCCGCCCAGGUGAACCGGGGCUGUUGGUGGGCAGGAUCUGCCAGGAGGACCCCCUACGGCGCUUCGACGGCUAUGCCAGUCAGGAGGCUACCAAGAAGAAGAUUGCACACAACGUCUUUCAGAAGGGCGACUCUGCCUACCUCUCUGGAGACGUCCUUGUCAUGGACGAGCUGGGCUACAUGUACUUCCGUGACCGGAGCGGGGACACCUUCCGCUGGAAGGGCGAGAAUGUUUCCACAACGGAGGUGGAAGGCACCCUGAGCAGCCUGCUAGGCCAGGCGGAUGUGGCUGUCUAUGGGGUCAAUGUACCAGGUGUGGAGGGGAGGGCGGGCAUGGCAGCCAUCACCGAUGGCUCAGGCCGCUUUGACUGUGAGACUUUCCUGCGAGAGGUGCAGGGGGCACUGCCCCCUUAUGCCCGACCCGUCUUUCUGCGCAUCUCCACCCACAUGGACACCACAGGAACGUUCAAAAUCCAGAAGACGCGACUACAGAGGGAAGGAUUUGACCCACGGCAAUCCUCUGACCACAUCUACUUCCUGAACUCCCGUGCGGGGCGGUACGAACCCAUCACCACCGAGCUGUACGGCUGCAUCAUAGCUGGGGCGGUGCCUUUAUGAUGUGGGCCUCCCAUCCAGUUACUCAUCAGCAGCCCUGGAAUCAUGGGAUUGAUUUGCACAGCGGGGCUAUGGAGUACUAGAGGAGCUUAGUACUAAUAGUACUGUUAGAGCGAUUAAUACAACCUUAAAGAUUAGCAGUGUUGUAAUUUCUAAUAUGAACGUGAUUGGGUAAGGAGGUCAACUGUGAUAGUCAGCGGUGGGGACAGUACACGGUUUCGGAGGGAGGCGUGUCAUGCAAUGGGACCUCAGUUACCGCAAAGGAGCAAAGCUGGGGCGGCCAGUCGGGCGCGAGCUCCACCUGCUGCAGAAUCACAUGACCUGUUUUGUGUUUAAGGCAGUAUCUGCAGCCCAGCCUGCCAUGUGUUUUUCCUACUGGAGGCAUUUCACUUUACACCCCCCCCCCACCCAUUGAGUCAGUUUAAUGCAUUGUCAUGGUAUUUGCAAACAAACGCAUUUUGCCGAGCCGGUCAGGACUUUAUUUCACUUCAGAUUGUGAACCCCCUCCCCACACUGUCACUCAAACUGCAGUGUGCCAGACAAAGAUUUUGAACUGCAACUCAACAGGGUAAAAACAAAGAUAAAGUUCAGACUGCUCCUGCAGCUGCCUGUGCUUCGGUCGCUGUGGGUUGCAGGCUGUUGGCCAUAUUUGGCGGCUCCCUGCAGUGCCUGCAUGGUGCUGAGCUCCCACAGGUGGCACCGUGACUCCCAGAACCCUGUGUCACCUUCAUGAUUUCCUGCUCUAAACUGAUGGUUCUGUCAGAUGGUACCAUACCAAGCACCACACAUUGUAGAAAUUGGUGUCUCAUACUGAACCUAGUGCCUUUACUGCACCAGGAAGUGCCUAGUAUAAGAGGUAACAUGACUGCAAAGUAUGGUUUUAAGUAAAUGUGCUGUACUGAUUUGUGGUUCUUGUGUGCACAGAUCCCUUGCUGAGAUCUGUUGCAAUGAUGUGAAAAACACAGCUGUCUGUAGCAUGGAGGUGAUGGACAUUUAGAAGGUGUGAGUUUCUGGUUGUGAGAUUUUGGGGCUGUUCUUUCCAUGGAUCCCCCAUGCUGUGUGUAGAAAGAUCGUUUUUUUGGCAGCAAUGCGUAGACAUUUAAAUGGAUGUGGAGUGAAUCUCAUUCUCUUAGUGAAUGUUAACAACCUACUCUGUUUUGGGAGGUCGGGAGAUGGGCCCUGAUAGGUGGUGGAUUAUGGAAUUUGCCAAAAAAAUCUUUUCUUGCAAGGGUCAUUAAAAUCUAUACUAUUCUUUAAUA
This is a messenger RNA of Paramormyrops kingsleyae, 3597 nucleotides long. RefSeq names its product solute carrier family 27 member 1a (gene slc27a1a). Gene Ontology annotation, biological process: long-chain fatty acid import into cell; medium-chain fatty acid transport; long-chain fatty acid metabolic process. The record is from RefSeq and is a predicted model, not a curated record. Gene Ontology annotation, molecular function: oleoyl-CoA ligase activity; long-chain fatty acid transmembrane transporter activity. Gene Ontology annotation, cellular component: plasma membrane; mitochondrial inner membrane; endoplasmic reticulum membrane. NCBI's taxonomy places the organism in Eukaryota, Metazoa, Chordata, Actinopteri, Osteoglossiformes, Mormyridae.